Molecule: messenger RNA, 4419 nt
Organism: Callithrix jacchus (white-tufted-ear marmoset)
Lineage: Eukaryota; Metazoa; Chordata; Mammalia; Primates; Cebidae
Gene: FAM114A1
Product: family with sequence similarity 114 member A1
Source: RefSeq, a predicted model, not a curated record
UGGGCGCAGGCGGGGCGGGGCCCCCUCUCCAGCCGCCCGCCCCCUGCCUGAUCCCCGCCCGCCCUCCGGCCGCGUCCCCGCCGGCCCUGCCGACGUGGCGGGGCGGGACCCGCCGGGCACUCCCGCGCGCACUCGGCGGCCUGAGCGAUAUUAAAAUGUCUGAUGAUGCUGGUGACACCUUAGCCACUGGAGACAAAGCAGAAGUUACUGAGAUGCCCAAUAGUGAUUCUUUACCUGAAGAUGCAGAAGUGCACUGUGAUUCAGCUGCAGUUUCACAUGAGCCAACACUGGCUGACCCCAGAGAGGACGGGCAUGAAAAUGCAGCUGUGCAGGAGGCAGUGGCUGCUGCCACUGGGCCUCCUGUGCAGCCUCAAGAUGCCAGCACCAUGGAGCCCCCUCUCAAUGGAGAAGUGACUAAGGAUACACUUGCUGAGUGUAUUGAUUCCGUCAGCCUUGAGGCAGAACCCAGAUCCGAAAUACCCCUGCAAGAACAGAAUCAUCCGGCUGUGGAUUCCCCUCCAAGUGGAGGAGGAUGGGCAGGCUGGGGAUCCUGGGGCAAAUCCCUGCUGUCAUCAGCAUCUGCCACAGUAGGUCAUGGACUGACAGCGGUCAAGGAAAAAGCAGGGGCCACUCUACGGAUUCACGGUGUAAAUUCUGGAUCUUCCGAAGGGGCCCAACCAGAUACUGAAAACGGGGUCUCUGAAAUAACAGAUGCGGCCACAGAUCAGGGCUCUGCAGAAAGCCCACCCACUUCCCCUUCAUCAGCCUCUCGGGGGAUGCUGUCCGCCAUCACCAACGUGGUUCAAAACACAGGUAAAAGCGUCUUGACUGGAGGUCUUGAUGCGUUGGAAUUCAUCGGCAAGAAAACCAUGAAUGUCCUUGCAGAAAGUGACCCAGGCUUUAGGCGGACCAAGACGCUCAUGGAGAGAACCGUUUCCUUGUCUCAGAUGUUAAGGGAAGCUAAGGAGAAAGAGAAGCAGAGACUGGCACAGCAGCUCACGGUGGAGAGAACUGCCCACUACGGGAUGCUGUUUGAUGAAUACCAAGGUUUAUCACACCUGGAAGCCCUGGAAAUUCUGUCCAAUGAAAGCGAAAGCAAGAUUCAGUCAUUUUUAGCAUCACUUGAUGGAGAGAAGCUGGAACUCUUAAAAAAUGACCUAAUUUCCAUUAAAGACAUCUUUGCAGCCAAAGAAUUAGAGAAUGAAGAAAAUCAAGAAGAACAAGGCUUAGAAGAAAAGGGAGAAGAAUUUGCUCGCAUGCUUACAGAGCUUCUCUUUGAAUUACAUGUGGCGGCCACGCCUGACAAACUCAAUAAGGCCAUGAAGAAGGCCCAUGACUGGGUGGAAGAGGAUCAGACCAUGGUGUCGGUAGAUGUGGCAAAAGGGUCAGAGGAGGAAACAAAGACGGAAGAAAAGGAAGAGAAACCUCACAACCCUCAAGAAGACAAAAAGGAAGAAAAGAGAACUAAGACCACAGAGGAAGUAUACAUGUUGUCCAUUGAAAGUCUCGCAGAGGUAACAGCACGCUGUAUCGAGCAGCUUCAUAAAGUAGCAGAAUUAAUUCUUCACGGACAAGAAGAGGAAAAACCAGCUCUGGACCAAGCAAAAGUUCUAAUAAACCCUGAUUGUCCCAGCCUUACCAAGCUGCACCUAGUCCCUGACUUGUCUGUACAAUUAACUACUGCGAUGUGCAAUGAAGUGGCCUCCUUAUCAAAGAAGUUUACGAGUUCUUUAACCACUGUUGGGAGCAACAAGAAGGCCGAGGUCCUUAACCCCAUGAUCAGUAGUGUAUUGUUGGAGGGCUGCAACAGCACGACGUACAUACAGGAUGCCUUUCAGCUGCUGCUGCCUGUUCUUCAGGUCUCACAUAUCCAGACCAGUUGUUUGAAAGCACAGCUGUGACCUGGCCAGACUCCGUCUAGUUUAAGGAGACAACUGGCUGCAUUGCCUCAAUAUGUGCCAUUUAAGGGGAUAUUCUUGGUAUAUCUGGCCACAGACACCCAUUUGAAGACACUACAAGCAAUUUUGCACAGACAAUAUUGAGAAUGCAAGUUUAAAGAGAGUUAUCAUUUCUUCAAUGUGUAUGAUUUUUUUUAUAAACAAUUGUGUUUUCUUUAUUUUAAUUUAAACUUACAUGGCUUAUAUUGAAAAUUUCCUUUUAUCUGAAAUUUAUUUACAAAUAUUGAUAUUCUUUUUCCUGGUUAAGCAUGCUAUAUUUAGAAACUCAUGGCAGACCUUAGACGUCUUUUAUAAUCCUUUAAAUUUCAACCUUUAAAUGUUCCAUUCUUAUCGUAUUACUUUAAAUCCAUUCUAAAACUGAACUUUGUUUUGUUACAUAAAUGUCACGGGCAAAAAUAACACUACUUAUAGAUUUUACCUAUUAUGGUAAAAAAAAAAUAGAGGGACAUAUGGUUAUUCAUUCUUUUUUUUUCUUUUUGAGACGGAGUCUUGCUCUGUUGCCAGGCUGGAGUGCAGUGGCACAAUCUGGACUCGUUUCAACCUCCACCUCCCCAGUUCAAGCAAUUCUCCUGCCUCAGUCUCCCAAGUAGCUGGGACUACAGACAUGCACCACCAUGCCCAGCUAUGUGUGUGUGUGUGUGUGUGUGUGUGUGUGUGUGUAUUUUUAGUAGAGACAGAAUUUUACCAUAUUGGCCAAGAUGAUCUUGAUCUCCUGACCUCGUGAUCUGCCCCCCUCCCAAAGUGCUGGGAUUACAGGCAUGAGCCACUGCACCUGGCUGGUCAUUCAUUCUUGCAACAAGCAUUUAUUGAGCACCUACUAUGUGCUCAAAGUAAAGAAACAUGAUCUCAUCCCAGUACAGGUAGAUCUUCUGAAAGAGAAUAAUUCUUAAACUGCUUAAAACAGGGUCUCCCAUCCCCAGGCCACAGACCAGUACCAGUCCAUGGCCUGUUAGGAACCAGGCCGCACAGCAGAGGGUGAGCAGUGUGGGUGAGCAAGCACAGCUUCAUCUGUAUUUACAGUUGCUCCCAUAGCUUGCAUUACCGCUUGAGCUCCGCCUUCUGUCAGAUCAUCAGCCGCCACAUUAGAUUCUCAUAAGAGUGCAAAUACUAUUGUGAACUGCACAUGCAAGGGAUCUAGGUUGUGUGCUCCUUGUGAGAAUCUAAUGCCUGAUGAAUCUAAUGCCUGAUGAUCUGAGAUCAAACAGUUUCAUCCUGAAACCAUCCCCUACUCUUCAUCCCCCUACCCCCAGUCUGUGAAAAAAUUGUCUGCCACCAAACUGGUCCCUGGUACCAAAAGGUUGGGGAACCACUGGGUUAAAACGCCCGUAAAUUUGGCCAAGUGAGGUGGCUCACACCGGUAAUCCCAGCAUUUUAGGAGCCUGAGGUGGGCGGAUCAUGAGGUCAGGCCUUUGAGACCAGGGCUGACCAACGAGGUGAAACCUUAUCUCUACUAAAAAUACAAAAAAAUUAGCUGGGCAUGGUGGCACAUGCCUGUAAUCCCAGCUAUUCAGGAGGCUGAGGCAGGAGAAUUGCUUGAACCCAGGAGGCGGAGGUUGUGGUGAGCUGAGAUCGUGCCACCACAAUCCAGCCUGGGUGACAGUGAAAUUCUGAGACUCCAUCUCAAAACAAACAACAACAACAACAACAAAAAAGCGGUACAUUCUUAAAGCUUAAAAACUUUGAAUAACCAAGUAAAUUGGUGGUUUUUAAAAUAUCUUACCCUUUAAUCUGUUAUAUUUUCCUAUACUCCUUACACUGUUUUACCCCAAACUUUAUAUAUGAAGUGAAAAUAUAUAUAUGAAAAUGGAUAUUGAAGAGUAGUUUAAAAUUAAUCUCUUACGAUUAUGAGAGGAUGAUGACAUACUUACAAAGCUGGAAGUGUUCAAAUAGAAAAUCAGUAUAAUAGAAUCCCAGGACUGCAUUUUAAAAUCCGCUUCACAGAUCACACUCACUGGUGGCAAAUACCAUCAUCGUUGCUAAAGGACAGAAAAUACUGAUGUGCAUUUUAACUAACUGGUAUAUUGAUCUGCGAGAGGCUGAAGACCCUGCAGCCAGGAAGGGCAUUAUCAGUGGAUGCUUCUCCUGAGCUCCACACCUUCAUUGCAGGUGCGUGUUCUGUAGAAUACUCCUGCUUCACGGCCCCAUGGACGUCCCUACAGGCACUGUCAUGAGAAGCCUUGCCCAGUAGCUCUCUCAAGGGCAAAUGAAGCUCAUAGUUUUGUAAGGUGAAAACCUCUUACUCACUUUUUCUUUGAUUACCCCAAUGUAGUAGACUGCCUUUGUUCCACACAGGCAAAGUAGGGCUAUUUUAAUAUCUUCCUACUUCGUGUUAGCAUUUAAUUUGUCUAUGUACUGUAUCUCAUUUGUAUGUCUCCUGAAACAUCCAAAUUGAAGACAUUAGACCACUUUAUUUGCAAUCUGGAAAAAAUCAUCUGAGAAAUCAAUUAAAGAUUUUUCCCCU